GAGGGCGCUGGGUUGUUUGGUGGUGUGGUGCUACCAGGCAGUUUACUUGUAAAAUAGGAAAAGAUUUUACGUAAACUUACGUGUUAUGUCCGUGCGGUUUGUUGUUGUGCCUGUUGGUAAAACAGACGGAGGGCCGUCAACUGAUGAUUCAACAGCGGAAAAUGAUGGAGUUGUAUUGGAGAAACAGGAGGAUCCUUCGACGGAGACAGCGGAGUUACCCAUCCUUGAAUACAUCAGGGAGCCCACCAGAUAUGGAGACGGAAACCCAAAAGAAAGUAGCCCCUUCCUUAACAAUGACUUUGAUGAAGGAAAUUAUUACGAGGGGAAGAACAUGGCAUUGUUUGAGGAAGAAAUGGACAGUAAUCCCAUGGUGUCAUCACUUCUUAAUAAACUGGCAAAUUAUACCAAUUUGACACAGGGUGUUGUAGAGCAUGAAGAAGCAGAAAAUUAUGAAGGAGCUAAAAAGAAAGAAGUUAAAAGUCCUCGAAUGGGUACCUUCAUUGGAGUCUACCUGCCAUGCAUGCAGAACAUUUUAGGAGUUAUCCUUUUUCUACGUUUGACUUGGAUUGUGGGAACAGCUGGCAUUCUGGAAUCUUUUGCCAUCGUUUUCAUGUGCUGUGCUUGUACAAUGCUUACAGCCAUAUCAAUGAGUGCAAUAGCAACAAACGGCGUUGUACCAGCUGGAGGUUCUUACUACAUGAUUUCAAGAGCACUUGGUCCAGAAUUUGGAGGAGCAGUAGGACUUUGUUUUUACCUUGGUACAACAUUUGCUGGCUCAAUGUACAUUCUUGGAACAAUUGAAAUCCUUUUGACAUAUAUUGUGCCAAAUGCAACAAUUUUUAAAGCUGCUGAAAAUGUUGGGGAAAAAGAAGCCAUGUUGAACAACAUGAGGGUAUAUGGAACAUGCUGCAUUGUUUUGAUGGCUUUAGUGGUUUUUGUGGGUGUCAAGUAUGUGAACAAGCUGGCGCUGGUGUUUCUUGCUUGUGUAGUACUUUCAAUUAUGGCAAUCUAUGCUGGAGUCAUAAAAACAGGUUUCGAUCCUCCUGAUUUUAGGGUCUGUCUUCUUGGAAACCGAACUUUAUCAAGGCGCAACUUUGAUGUAUGUGCAAAGUACAUAACUGAAAUGAAUAUUACAUAUACCUCUAAGCUAUGGAAUCUGUUCUGUGACAGCUCUCUUCACAAUGCCACCUGUGAUCCUUAUUUUGACAUUAACAACGUAACAGAAAUACAAGGCAUUCCUGGACUUAUGAGUGGAGUCAUUGUUGAUAAUCUUUGGAGUCAUUAUGGACCUCAGGGAAUGUUAGUUGAAAGAGAAAACCAACCAUCUCUACCAGCUGCAGAUUCAAAAUUUUCAAUUUCUAUGCCUUACGUCGCCAAUGAUAUUGCCACAUUUUUCACCUUGUUAGUUGGAAUUUAUUUUCCUUCGGUUACUGGUAUCAUGGCAGGUUCCAACAGAUCAGGUGAUCUUAAGGAUGCACAGAAGUCCAUACCAACUGGCACUAUAAUGGCAAUAGCAACUACAUCUUUUAUUUAUAUGUCUUGUGUUGUAUUAUUUGGUGCCUGUAUUGAAGGAGUUGUUCUAAGAGACAAGUAUGGGGAAGCUGUAAAUGGAAAUCUUGUGAUUGGCACAUUGUCUUGGCCCUCUCCAUGGGUUAUUGUCAUCGGUUCAUUUUUCUCUACUUGUGGAGCGGGACUGCAGAGUCUUACAGGUGCCCCCCGUCUUCUACAGGCAAUUGCUCGAGAUGGCAUUGUACCUUUUUUGCAGGUCUUUGGCCACGGUAAAGCAAAUGGAGAGCCAACUUGGGCUUUGCUACUCACUGCAGCUAUUUGUGAAAUUGGAAUUCUUAUAGCUUCUCUAGACAGUGUGGCACCUAUACUUUCCAUGUUUUUUUUAAUGUGCUACAUGUUUGUAAACCUGGCAUGUGCAGUUCAGACACUUCUUCGCACACCAAACUGGAGGCCGCGCUUCAAGUUUUAUCAUUGGACACUUUCCUUCCUGGGAAUGACUCUUUGCUUAGCCUUAAUGUUCAUUAGCUCCUGGUAUUAUGCUUUGGUGGCUAUACUGAUUGCUGGGUGCAUAUACAAGUAUAUUGAAUACAGAGGUGCGGAAAAAGAAUGGGGGGACGGCAUCAGAGGCCUGUCUCUCAAUGCAGCCCGUUAUGCACUGAUCAAGCUUGAAGAUGGACCUCCUCACACUAAAAACUGGCGUCCUCAACUGCUUGUACUGCUAAACCUUGACUCUGAACACAAUGUUAAGCAUCCAAGGCUUCUGUCUUUAACCACACAACUGAAAGCCGGCAAAGGACUUACAAUUGUUGGCUCUGUUCUGAAGGGAACCUAUUUAGAAAAGCGUUCAGAUGGAAAGAGAUCAGAACAGAAUAUCAAAGCAGUGAUGGCUGCAGAGAAAACUAAAGGUUUUUGCCAUGUAAUUGUGUCUUCCAAUUUAAAAGAUGGAUUUUCACAUCUGAUCCAAUCAGCUGGACUUGGAGGAAUGAAACACAACACUGUACUAAUUUCCUGGCCGCAAUUAUGGAAACAGCCAGAUGAUCCUCUUUGUUGGCAAAAUUUUAUAGAUAUUGUAAGAGAUACUACUGCAGCACAUCAAGCCUUACUGGUUGCCAGAAAUGUGGAUUCAUUCCCAGACAAUCAUGAGCGUUUCAGUGAAGGGACGAUUGAUGUCUGGUGGAUAGUUCAUGAUGGGGGAUUACUUAUGCUAUUGCCAUUCCUACUUCGACAGCACAAGGUUUGGAGGAAAUGCAAAAUGCGCAUAUUUACUGUAGCUCAAAUGAAUGACAACAGCAUUCAGAUGAAAAAGGAUUUGCAGAAAUUUUUGUAUCAUUUGCGCUUAAAUGCUGAAGUUGAGGUUGUUGAAAUGCAUGAAAGUGACAUCUCUGCUUUCACAUAUGAAAAAACCUUGGUAAUGGAACAGAGGUCUCAAAUGCUAAAGCAGAUGCAACUUUCCAGAACAGAAAGGGAACGAGAAGCACAGCUGAUCCAUGAUAGGAAUACUGCAUCACAUUCAUUCCUCAAUGAAAAUACUGAUGUCAGUCCAGAAAGAGUCCAUAUGACAUGGACUAAAGAGAAGCUGAUAGCGGAGAAACAAAGAAAUAGAGACCCAUCUGGAAUGGGUGUUAAGGACAUUUUCAACAUGAAACCAGAAUGGGAAGGCCUCAAUCGGUCAAAUGUAAGGAGAAUGCACACAGCUGUUAAGCUUAAUGAAGUUGUGCGGAGCAGAUCUCAGGAUGCCCAUGUGGUGCUGCUUAACAUGCCUGGACCACCCAAAAAUAGAUGUGGAGAUGAGAACUAUAUGGAAUUUUUGGAAGUUCUAACGGAAGGACUCAGCAGAGUUCUGUUGGUUCGGGGAGGAGGCAGAGAAGUCAUCACAAUCUAUUCUUAAAAGAAUUUAAAAAAACAAAUAACUAAAAAAUCUACUUCGGUUCCAAACCAGAAGUUUGCUCAGAUCUCACUGUUUUGUGCAUAAGGUAUAAUCUGUGGAUAUCUAUGGAAAAGGUGCUAGAGACAGAAUACAGUUUUGGUAUGUUAAAUAUUCCAGAAAUUAAUAUUUUGUACUUAAGUAUUUGUGAAGCAACAACGAUUUAAAAAAAAAAAAAAACUUUUUUUGUAAUCAGUUUGAAAGCAGUCCUUUAUUCAUUGCAACAAUACAGGGAGAAAAUCAUUUGUAUCAGAAUUUGAUAUGUAUAUAAAAAAGUUAAUCUGUUGUUGCUGAAAGUACAUUUCAAGGUCAAAGGUGUUAUUCUAAAAUUUAAAAAUGCAUAUUGUUUUUUAAGUUUGAAAUAAGGGAACGAGUUUUUAUGGUUAUUUUCUAAGCAACAUGGUGUUUCUGCUGUGUCAGUGCAUGUUUGUUUAUGAUGUUUAUAUUAAAACAGUGUACAAUUUUUAUCUAAUUUUACCUAGUAUUAUAAUGUUUAGAGAUUUUAGAUUUAUUUUUUAUACCUAAAGGCACACUAGUUUGUCAAUCAAAGAAGAAUAAAAGUAUUUCAGUAGAAGCCAUAAUUGUUUUAAAUGUACUGCAAAUGAUAACAUGCCUCCUCAAACUGAAACUGUAAGUUGCACAAAAGUUUUAAAGUUUGUUUAAAUCUUGUUUGAGCAAACCCUGUUUUACUUUGUACAUUGUUUUAAAAGUAUUGUUAUGUACAGUAUAAUGAAAAUUUUGGGACCAUGAAGAAGUAGAAGCUUCAUUUUUCAGGGAAUUAAAAUUUGAAAAGUUCACAGUUAAAAUCAAGCAAAGUGUUACACCGAAAUAAAAUUAUUGUCUGAAAAUUGAGUAAAGAAAUAAUAUAAAAAAAUUAAACCUAUCAACAAGCUGUCAAGAGGCUGUGGCAAAAUGUUGCUCAAGUAGCUUUAAAAGUGUUGAGUUAGCCCAUUACUGUGUUUUGGCCAUGCAUUUUGCAUUUGCAAAAAACAAAUAUCUGUGCUGAUGAAAGUAAGGAAACCAACCACAUAUUCAAUACACCACCUUAAAUAAUGUUUGUCAUGUUUAUUUAUCGUAGAUGAUAUUUAUGUGGGAGGUUUAUAAGUAAAUAAGCCGGGAACACUACUGCUUUUAUCUACAGUUAGAAUGCUACACCGUACUUAGCUUUAUACCCAUUAAGGUUUGUAGAAAUAUUGUAACCUGGAGAAGAACAAUCUGACAUAUUUGACAAAAAUACACUAAACUGAUAGAUGACAACAGCAGACAUUUAGCUGCUAUUAUGAAUGCCUUUCAGCAUUUCUCAACCAUUCAAUUUGCGAUCUUUAUAUUUAGUAUCUCUUUUUCUAUCUUAAAAACUAUUUUGAAGAAAACAAAAUCAAGUAUUUUUCAUAUUCAUCCUCGUUAUUGCACUAUAGCUUAGAAUAUUUUCCUGUCAUUGUUGAUCACUUGUUGUGUGCCGCAUCUGAGAUGUGCUAAGUGAGCUUAUGUCUAAUUGCUGUCUAAUUUUAAUGGACAUGCUCUCGGGUCAAGCAUUAGACUGUCAAAGGUGUCACACUCUCAGAGGUUGGUAGAGCAUCCAUAUGAUUAAACUAUUAUUUUUUAUUAAUUUGCAUGUUAGGAAGAAAUGUGCCAAAAAGCUGUGAAAAUAUUUAGGUGUAUUUAUUUUUCCUCUUAUUUAUUAAUAAGACAGUACACUGGGGAUCAUUAUUGCAUAGUUUUUGUCCUGGAUGUCCACUUUAUUGACACCCCAUGAUCACAGUACAGUAUGUUGUCUAAAUAUUUGAGUGUUUAAUUUUUUUAUUGUAGUAUAGGGGAACAGUGGACCUCCAUUGCUCAUCUCCCUGUUGAUUGUGUCCAUUGUGUGUGUGAAAAACCUUAAGAUCUUCCAUUCAGAUCUAUAAAAUAAUGAAUAAUCCAUAAUUCAAAACAUGUUAAAAUAAAAUACAAGUCUACUUUGAAGGUUAGACAACUUAAGUUAGUUACCAAUUAGACAAGUACAGAAAAUUUGUAAACUGAUUAGUUUUUUCUAAGUCAAUUCAACAUCUAUUUAUUUUGUAAAACAUUGUGUCAAUGGUUUCUUAAAAUCUUCAGAUUUUGAUGAAUUUUGUUAUUUAAAAAUAUAUGUGUGCAUACCAUAAUGUUAAUGUGAACAAUCUUUUAGUUCUACUGAAUAUCAUGAUGGUUCUGCAUAUCAUAAUCUGUUGCAUUUGAAAACUUGUGAUAGGUGUAACUGUCUGGUCAGCUGCUCAGUAAGUACGUAGGAGGUUAGGAUUGGCAUGACUGGCAUGGGCCACCUCCACACUGGCACCCUCUGUGUUUCUGCCUUUGCCUUUCUUUGUUCCUUUCCCUUUCACUUACAGCACAUUUUACCUAUGCAAUACAAAGUGAGAUACAAAGUAAACAAUAUUUAUUCAUUGUUUAAGUUAAUGUGUAUGGUAGUCUCCAAAGAGUUGUCAUUUUGAAUAUAUUUAAUAUUUUUAUUACUUGGACAUUUUAAAAUUCUUCAUAAAUGACUGUAUUUUAUUGUAGAAUUUUGUUUGUGACAGACUAUUAUAAACUGUGCCUCUGUCUAACUAAUAAAAUAUUAAAAUAGUUA
Molecule: messenger RNA, 6029 nt
Organism: Polypterus senegalus (gray bichir)
Lineage: Eukaryota; Metazoa; Chordata; Cladistia; Polypteriformes; Polypteridae
Gene: slc12a7b
Product: solute carrier family 12 member 7b
Exons: 25
Coding region: 86-3397 (1103 amino acids)
Biological process (GO): potassium ion import across plasma membrane; chloride ion homeostasis; potassium ion homeostasis
Cellular component (GO): membrane
Molecular function (GO): potassium:chloride symporter activity
Source: RefSeq, a predicted model, not a curated record